Messenger RNA from Carica papaya (papaya), 1679 nucleotides. RefSeq lists its product as uncharacterized. Gene Ontology annotation, molecular function: DNA binding. The record is from RefSeq and is a predicted model, not a curated record. NCBI's taxonomy places the organism in Eukaryota, Viridiplantae, Streptophyta, Magnoliopsida, Brassicales, Caricaceae.
UUAGAUUUAACAGAAAAUCAUUUGGUCUGUCUUGCUGGUGGAACUUUCAAAUUGUGACUGAAGCUGCUCCUGGUACGUACUCUGCGUUUUAUAGCUAAAACUGAUAAAAUCUUCAAUUAAUGGGUUUAAUCGAGCAGGAUGGGAGAGACUUGCUAUCAGUAAUUGUCUGUUUCUGCUUGAAAUUGCGGAGUUGAAUUCAAUUACUCUGUGAUAAGAUGGGGAAUAAAGAAGAAGCUCAAAAUUGGUUAUGGGCGGAGGACAAGGAAGAGGAAGAAGAAGCUCGUGAAUGGCUGUGGGCGGAGGAUUACAGUGAUCUCUCAUACGCUCCUGCUGUGGGGUCGAAACGAAGGGCUAGAACGAAGAGGGUGCUGGAGUUUCAGGGCUGGGGUUCAAAGCAGCUCAUCGAAUUUCUUGAAUCAAUUGGGCGAGAUACCAGCACCCAGAUCUCCCGCUACGACGUCGCGGAGAUUUUGGAACAGUACAUUCAGGUGAACAACCUUCAGCAUCCGAAGAAGAAGAAGAAGAGAGUUGUCUGCGACGAGCGCCUGCAUUCCCUUUUCGGGAAGAAAACGUUGAGCAGAAUCCAAAUAUAUGACAUGCUGGAGGCUCACUAUGCGGAGAACAGAGAAGAAUGGGAUACGGAUUUUUUUUCCAGUUCUGAUGAGGAGCAGCAGCGGAAAAGUUUGGUACCGGAGAAGAAGAGCUAUCAAAAGAGGAAGAUUGAAGAAGGUUCUCCCAAGAGCUGUUUUGCUUCUGUAAUUCCGGAGAACAUUAAGCUUGUUUAUCUGAAGAAGACUUUAGUUCAGAAACUUCUCAAGGAACCUGAUACCUUUGAAGCUAAGCUAGUAGGAAGCUUUGUGAGGAUCAAGUCUGACCCACUUGACCACUAUCAGAAGAACAGCCACAUGCUUGUUCAAGUCCAAGGUCUUAAGAAAACCUCCGGAACUGAUGAUAUUCUUCUUCAAGUUUCAAACUUUAUAAGAGACGUUCGGAUUUCUAUGCUUUCAGAUGAUGACUUCUCUGAGGAAGAAUGUAAGGACUUGCACCAAAGGGUAAAGGAUGAGUUGCUCAAGAGGCCAACUGUUGUGGAACUGGAAGAAAAGGCUCGAAUUUUGCAUGAGGAUGUAACGAAGCAUUGGCUUGAAGCGGAAAGUGCAUUGUUACAAAGGCGUAUUGAUCAAGCCAACGAGAAGGGGUGGCGCAAAGAGCUGUAUGAGUACCUGGAGAAAAAGCAGUUACUUGAGACUCCAGCUGAACAAUCGCGUCUGUUGGAUGAGAUUCCAGAGGUUGUUGCUGAUGAUCUAGAGCUUGAACCAUCUCCUUCAGAACCUUCGGAUAAUUUACAGGAAGCGAAUAAUGGUUCCCUUACGUCAAAACCUCAGGGACCUUUGGACUGGUUGCAGUGAAUCUGAAAAUGGACCGACAAUAUUCAGCAGGUUGUUCAUCUCUUCUUCACAAAGUUUCGUGCGGAUCAACUUAGGGAUUACAUCUGGGUGUUCUCCUGAUAUGUAACAUUAAUUUAGUUGGUUGGUUGGUUAUAUGACGAAUCAUUUAUUUUCUCACAUAGAAAAUUGAUAGGCUGGAAAAAAAGGCUAAGCAGAUUCUCAGACAGAAAAUUCAUAAAUUUAUUUCGCUCAAGCGAGAUUGCUCAUGUAGCUGGGUUUGCUCAUGAGCUAUUA